UCCCGCGGUUAAUGGCAUAAAUCCUCAAAUAUCCUUCAAAAUUUUCGUCUAACAGGUCACAUCCGUCGAACAGGUCUCGUUAGGCCGGAGGUCAGAUGGUUGCGGAUUCCGAAAAUUCUCAUCCCUGCCGGGGUUUGGCGGAAGAUCUUCUUCCUCAUGAUGUUGCUCACCACAUCGCGUCCUUGCUCCCGGUUUCGGACCUUUGUUCCCUGGGUUCUACAUCUAGGACUUGGAGAGACUUAUGUAGUUCUGAUAGAAUAUGGAGUACACUAUCAAAAGACAGAUGGCCUGCAAUCAAUUUGGAAGAAUCUCAGUUAUUGGAGACCACAGGAAAGCACGAGGAAAAGGAUGAGGAGGCCUCAACUGCCUCCAUGCAGGUAUGGAAGGGUGUGUAUGUGAAGUGGCACAGAGAGAUGGCUGAUAGAGCUGCAACUGUUGUCAAGUUUGUAACGGAGUGUUCGUCGCAUGAAUCACUUGAAGUUGGAGAUUACCUAAAAGCUGUAAAGAUUCUUUGUGAUUUGCAGUUGGGCUUCAAGGAUGUCCAACUUUAUAUAUUUACGAAGGAGAACAAUGUACUUCUCAAUCUGAUUGGUCUCCACUACUCCAUCUUUAUGCUUCAAGUGCAGACUAUUGACAUUGCUGAAGCACUCUGUCUUUGUCGGGUUUCUAAUCGGAGAGUCUGUGUAAGAUGGUGGAAGCUUGGCCGCUGGGUGUAUGGAUUCCGCCAACGUGAUGAAGUGCGAGUAAAUAGGGUGUCUCUACUUGACAUACUGAAGCCAGAGAAUCAGGAAACCUUGUGGGUUCUUGAACGUGGUGUGGUUCAUGAGGUUCUUAGGGUUCAGAUUUCAACGGAGGAUGUUCAAAUAAGUGGAUGGGAAUUCAAUUUUCAACACUUAAGAUGAACUUAGUGCAUAACAUGGACAUGAAAUUCCCGGGUCCUUGGAUGUUCGUGACCUGGAAGUUUGGCAAUUGUCCUUGACUCUCUACAGAUGUAUAUUUGUGUGCAUAGUUUUUCUGUUACUCCUUGAUAAGCUGUUUGUUCUUCAUGAGCGUGGAGAAAAUGACUACAUUGACUAACAGGGUAUUUUCUGUCAUUUUCAAUUGCGUCAAGGGGAAUUAUGUAAAUUUGCUCAAAGCUUGUAUAGUGUUGUUGAUUCGUUGUUGUUCAUAGCAGUAUUGUUUUUAUGUAAAUAUCUUAAAACCUUGUACAUGGCAAUAACACCCUUGACAUUAUUAUCUCUUGUAUCAGUUACACUUCAAUUGGUUCUACCAAAGCAUAUGAACGAGAAGAUGUAUCCCCUAUCUGACAAUCUGAUACUGAAGUUUUUUAUAUACAA
Nymphaea colorata (pocket water lily) is the source of this 1337-nucleotide messenger RNA. RefSeq lists its product as uncharacterized. Lineage: Eukaryota; Viridiplantae; Streptophyta; Magnoliopsida; Nymphaeales; Nymphaeaceae. Gene Ontology annotation, cellular component: SCF ubiquitin ligase complex. Gene Ontology annotation, biological process: SCF-dependent proteasomal ubiquitin-dependent protein catabolic process; protein polyubiquitination. The transcript has 5 exons. The coding region runs from base 96 to 902 and encodes 268 amino acids. Gene Ontology annotation, molecular function: protein binding. The record is from RefSeq and is a predicted model, not a curated record.